AUGAGUGAUGCUAAGAGUCGCCCCGAGCGAGAGAAUCACCCCGAACGCGAGGAUCAUCCCGCAAGUGACACCGAGGAGAAUAAACCAAUCAACUUUGAAUGGACUCCUGAACUUGUGAAGAUCGGAACAUCCCGUGGCAAGAUACAUCCGUCACUUGGCCCUAUCGAAUUCCAGUGGGGCGCCUCCUGUUGCGAAUACCGGCCCGGUAUGAUCCUACCAGACCCUGCCGAUACGCAGGAGUGUCUGAAGUGGAUUGGACUAUCCGACAAAAAGGCCAUUGAAAUGGAACAGCAAUUCAAUGAUCUGUAUCCAGAUGAUCAAGCACCCAGUUGUGGAUAUGACGAGGAAUUUCAGUCCCAUACAACUCACUACAAUGAGAUUACGUUCCCCAAAAUUAAAAAAAUGUUGGAUAUGUUCAUUGACGGUAUGUAUGAUAAUAAGGAGGAAUUUGAAUAUACUCAUAAGGGUUAUAUCGAACAUGGUAUCAAGCUAGGACUCCGGCCAGAAUUCGCGAUAUUCUGUGGACUACAUAAGGACGAUCCCAGAGCUAUUGAAAACCCCAAACUAUUUCAAGAUGAAUGGUUUUGUUUAGGCCCAGCAGAUAUCAUGAGCGAUACCCUUAUCCCAUUCUGGAUGAACCUCAGCGCCUUCAUGAGGGGAAAAUUGAUAUACGAGGGAAAAGCAUGGGCAGGUGCUUACGGAAUGUGGUUGGUCCAUGAGGGGGAAACUAUGGAUCAAGCAAAAGCGAGAGUGGAUGACCGAGAGAUUGAGAGGCUUAAAGUGCAAGCCAGGAAAAAAAGUGAAGAAAACCGGGAACGUAGAAAUCAAGAGAGAGAGAGAGAGUACGCGGAGGAUAGGGCAAGAUGGGCGGAAGAAGAAAGACUGGAGGCGGAGAUGCUGAAGCAGCAAAGCAUAGACAAACCUUCUCAGCAGAAGGAAGGGGAUAGAAAGGAGUAA
Molecule: messenger RNA, 957 nt
Organism: Penicillium vulpinum
Lineage: Eukaryota; Fungi; Ascomycota; Eurotiomycetes; Eurotiales; Aspergillaceae
Exons: 2
Coding region: 1-957 (318 amino acids)
Source: RefSeq, a predicted model, not a curated record